Messenger RNA from Raphanus sativus (radish), 2498 nucleotides. RefSeq names its product scarecrow-like protein 33. The record is from RefSeq and is a predicted model, not a curated record. Gene Ontology annotation, cellular component: nucleus. Gene Ontology annotation, biological process: regulation of DNA-templated transcription. Bases 227 to 2389 code for a protein of 720 amino acids. The transcript is spliced from 2 exons. NCBI's taxonomy places the organism in Eukaryota, Viridiplantae, Streptophyta, Magnoliopsida, Brassicales, Brassicaceae. Gene Ontology annotation, molecular function: DNA-binding transcription factor activity; sequence-specific DNA binding.
GUUUAUAAUUACAUUAAAAAAAUACAUCUCGACCACGUACACAGACCAUUUCCUCCAACACAAAGCUUUCUUCCAAAGCAUCUGAAUCUGACGCAUCUUAAUUCCAACAGGUAGAGACAAAAAAAAAUAUUCAACCUUCAAAACAAGGUUUCUCUCACAGACUUAAGGAUUUGUGUGUUUCUUGUGGAAUAAGUUUUAGGGUUUAUUAGGGUUCUUGAGACUACUGAUGGGUUCUUACUAUGCUGGAUUCCUUGGAUCAUUUGACAACUUCUACCAGACUGAGUUUUCCAAUUUGGGGAAUGGAUUCUAUGUGGAUGACCAACCUUUGUUAGAAAGUCCAUCUCUCUUGCCUCCUCUUCAUCCUCAUCCAGAUCCAUAUCCUCAACAGAAUCUUGCUGCUGCUGAUGCUGAUGAUGAUUUAACUGAUUCUGUUCUGCAAUACAUAAGCCAAGUGCUUAUGGAAGAAGACAUGGAUGACAAGCCUUGUAUGUUCCAUGAUGCCUUGUCUCUCCAAGCAGCUGAGAGAUCUCUCUAUGAAGCUCUAGGCGAAAAGUACCCGGAUUCUCUGCCUCUGCCCACCACUAGCCCUCUCCAACUUUCUCAUAGUCAUGAUGAGUUGAGUGACAUAACUUCUUCAGGUCACACCUCAAGAACCACCACCACCACCACCACUUCCUCUGAUUGGAGUUUUGAUAGUUUGGAGAACAACAGGCCUUCUUGGAUGCAAACACCUACCCCGAACAACUUCGUCUUCCAGUCUACUACUCCCUCUACUAGAUCCAGUCCCAAUAGUGGCAGUAACACGGUUACCAGGUCAAGUUUUAGUAAUGACUUGGUUACAAACAUGUUCAAAGAUAGCAACUGGGCGUUACAAUUCAAGAGAGGUGUGGAGGAAGCAAGCAAGUUCCUUCCAAGGACUACUCAGCUGGUUAUAGAUGAGAAUCAUCAUCAUCCUCACUAUGUUCCUUACAGAAUCACCGGAAAGAAAUGCCACUGGCGUGACGAAGACGAUGAGCAUUUGCCUGAAGAAAGAAGUAAGAAGCAAUCAGCUGUCUAUGCCGAUGACCCCGAGCUAGCAGACAUGUUUGAAAAGAUUCUCUUGUUCGGAGAUCCCAAGGAGAACCCUAAAUGCAUUCUCAACGAAACCUCCCAAAAGGAACCACCAACCAAAGCUCCACAAAGUCCCAAAGGAGACAUAACAACAGCAUACUCGAGGGGAAUCAAACCAUCUGCUUACGUUAAAGAGAUACCUGACUUGAGGUCCCUUUUGCUUUCAUGUGCACAAGCUGUGUCCGUCAACGACCACAGAAGAGCUGAAGGGUUGUUAAGACUCGUCAGGCAGCAUUCUUCCUCUUACGGAGAUGGAACAGAGAGGUUAGCUCAUUACUUCGCAAACAGUCUCGAAGCGCGUUUAGCCGGGACAGGCACGCAGGUCUACACAUCCUUGUCUUCCAAGAAAACAUCUGCCGCGGACAUGUUGAAAGCUUACCAGUCCUACGUAUCCGUCUGCCCGUUCAAGAAGAUCGGUAUAGCCUUCGCUAACCACAGCAUCCAGCAGCUGGCUAAGAAGACUAUGCCUCACACCAUCCACAUCAUAGACUUUGGGAUAUCUUACGGUUUCCAGUGGCAUUCUCUGGUUCAUCGCCUUCACUGGAGACGUGGCUCCUCGUGUAAGCUCAGGAUCACGGGUAUCGACUUGCCUCAGCGUGGGUUUAGACCGGCUAAUGGUGUUAUCGAGACGGGACACCGCUUGGCUAAGUACUGUAAGAAGCUGAACGUUCCGUUUGAGUACAAUGCUAUAGCGCAGAAGUGGGAGACGAUAAAGCUGGAGGACUUGAAGCUGAGAGAAGGAGAGUUCGUGGCGGUGAACACUCUCUUUAGGUUUAGGAACCUUCUGGAUGAUACUGUGGCAGUGGACAGCCCUAGAGACGUGGUUUUGAGACUGAUACACAAGAUAAGACCGAACAUCUUCAUCCCUUCGAUAUUGAGCGGUUCUUACAACGCUCCUUUUUUUGUGACGAGGUUUAGAGAAGUCAUGUAUCAUUUCUCCUCGCUGUUCGACAUGUGCGACACGACCCUGACGAGGGAGGAUCCGAUGAGGGUUGUGUUCGAGAAGGAGUUCUACGGGAGGGAGAUCAUGAACGUGGUGGCGUGCGAGGGGACGGCGAGAGUGGAGAGGCCUGAGAGUUAUAAGCAGUGGGGGUCGAGGAUGGUGAGAGCUGGGUUGAGGCAGCUUCCGGUUGAGAAGGAGCUGGUUCAGAAACUGAGGUUGAUGGUUGAUAAGGAGUACAAGAGCAAAGAGUUUGAUGUUGAUCAGGAUGGUAACUGGUUCCUUCAGGGCUGGAAAGGCAGACUUGUCUAUGCUUCUUCUUUUUGGGUUUCUGUGUAGUGUUUGUUUGUCUUACGUUCCAAGAAACUGAUUCUCUUUUAAGAUUUGUUGUCUCUUUGUUUUGCACAAUGACCUUCAGAUUUUUAUAUUUUGUACAGGUUUUAGUAUU